UUGUGCCUUGGUCAUCAUGGGAAUACUCUAUCCAUUGGAAACAGGGCAGUGACACCAAAAAGCAUGAAAUUGCACAAAAGCUUUGUAAUCAAAUCAUGUGCAUUAUUUGUGAAAACACUCUCCUUCCCAUGACAAGUGUUUCCCUUCCUGAUUUAGGCAUAGAAUACUAGUUACCUUAGCCACACACACACAGAGAAACAAGGAAGCCAAAAAAAAAUUGAAUCAUCAUCAUCAUCUCCAUCAUCAUCAUCAUUAUUCAUUAUUUUUUCCCCAUUCUUUCUUCUAUCUAGGGAUAGGGUUUUCAAUUCCAAUCAAACCCAACACAAAGCUCACGCCUUUCGCAUUGGAAUCACAAAUUGCCUUCGCCAUCUUCAUUUUCAGCCAAAAGGGUCUCCAGGGGACUUGUCUUUCCUUGCCCAUUCCGACCUAGGCUUCUAGAGAGAGAAAAAGGGGGUUUCUAGAGAGAGAAAGUUGUGAUGAUGGGAAUGUAGCGUGGAGCUCUCAUCCGAGCAAUGUUGGAAAUGGAGAAGGAUUUUGAUUCCAAGCUGAAGAUUCAAGGGAAUUCUUCGUCUUCCAAUGGGGGUGGGGGUGGGACUGGGAAUGUGCAGAGAUCCAAGAGCUUUGCUUUUAGGGCUCCCCAGGAGAAUUACACCAUUCAGGACUUUGAAUUGGGCAAGAUCUAUGGUGUUGGCUCGUAUUCUAAGGUUGUUAGGGCAAAGAAGAAGGAUACAGGAACUGUAUAUGCAUUGAAAAUCAUGGACAAGAAAUUUAUUACCAAAGAGAACAAAACAGCUUAUGUGAAGUUGGAACGUAUAGUGCUUGAUCAAUUGGAUCAUCCUGGCAUUGUGAGGCUAUAUUUUACAUUUCAAGACUCAUUUUCUCUGUACAUGGCACUUGAAUCCUGUGAAGGUGGAGAACUUUUUGAUCAAAUAACCAGGAAAGGUCGUCUAACUGAGGAUGAGGCACGAUUCUAUGCAGCUGAAGUUGUGGAUGCUCUCGAAUACAUACAUAAUUUGGGAGUGAUACAUCGUGAUAUUAAGCCAGAGAACUUAUUACUUACGGCAGAAGGACAUAUUAAAAUAGCUGAUUUUGGGAGUGUGAAGCCAAUGCAGGAUAGCCAAAUCACUGUCCUUCCAAAUGCAGCUUCAGAUGACAAAGCCUGCACAUUUGUGGGAACAGCUGCUUAUGUCCCUCCAGAGGUUCUUAAUUCCUCUCCAGCAACUUUUGGAAAUGACCUCUGGGCACUUGGUUGCACAUUAUACCAAAUGCUAUCUGGAACUUCCCCUUUUAAAGAUGCAAGUGAAUGGCUUAUUUUCCAAAGAAUUAUAGCAAGAGAAAUUCGAUUUCCAGAUUACUUUUCAGAUGAAGCAAGAGACCUUAUUGACCGUCUAUUGGAUUUGGAACCCAGCAGGAGACCAGGUGCAGGAUCUGAUGGUUAUGCAACUUUGAAAAGGCAUCCCUUUUUCAAGGGGGUUGACUGGGAUAACUUAAGGGUACAGGUUCCCCCAAAACUUGCUCUGGAACCUGGGGUUAGUGGGACUCAGUCGCCUGCGGGUGAUGAUGCUCAGGACUCGUCAUGGAGUCCUUCUCACAUUGGGGAUGGCUCUGCAGCUUCUGUUAGACAACCUGAUGGAGCUACAUCAUCUACGGAAGGGACUGGUCACAUAACCAGGCUAGCUUCAAUUGAUUCGUUCGAUUCAAAAUGGCAACAAUUUUUGGAUCCUGGCGAAUCUGUUCUUAUGAUCUCUAUGGUGAAGAAAUUACAAAAACUAACAAGCAAGAAGGUGCAGCUCAUCCUUACCAACAAACCGAAGUUGAUCUACGUGGAUCCGUCAAAAUUACUUGUGAAAGGAAAUAUAAUAUGGUCUGAUAAUCCAAAUGAUUUAAGCAUUCAAGUGACUAGUCCUUCACAUUUCAAGAUUUGCACACCUAAAAAGGUAAUGUCGUUUGAGGACGCGAAGCAAAGAGCAUCUCAGUGGAAGAAGGCAAUUGAAGGACUUCAAAACCGGUGAAUUCAUUCUGGUUGAGUAACAUUCUUUUAGAUAUCUUCAUAUUAUUCAGCAAGAAAUGAUAUAAAACAACAGUCAUUUACCCAUCAAAAGAAAAAUGAAUUUGUAGAUUUAGCUUUGCUUAAAGCUGGUUUAAGCUAAUUCCUCGUAACAGCUUAAUUUCGUGACUGGGUUUUUCCUUCCUCUUUCAUGCUUCCACGGGAUGACAAAAUGUAGAAGUUCUAGUUGUUACCAUGUUGGGGGUUGGAACCAAUACUUUGUAAGAAAAAUUUCAGUUAUUUUUUUCAUAUAAGAUAUAUUGCAAGGUGGAAGAUAUCGCAUUUUGGUUAUAGUAUUGUAUGAAUCAUUGAAUUGCUCAA
Messenger RNA from Lotus japonicus, 2368 nucleotides. RefSeq names its product 3-phosphoinositide-dependent protein kinase 2-like. The coding region runs from base 513 to 2012 and encodes 499 amino acids. NCBI's taxonomy places the organism in Eukaryota, Viridiplantae, Streptophyta, Magnoliopsida, Fabales, Fabaceae. The transcript is spliced from 11 exons. Gene Ontology annotation, molecular function: protein serine/threonine kinase activity; ATP binding. Gene Ontology annotation, biological process: peptidyl-serine phosphorylation; intracellular signal transduction. The record is from RefSeq and is a predicted model, not a curated record.